This is a messenger RNA of Egretta garzetta (little egret), 3964 nucleotides long. RefSeq names its product SECIS binding protein 2 like (gene SECISBP2L). NCBI's taxonomy places the organism in Eukaryota, Metazoa, Chordata, Aves, Pelecaniformes, Ardeidae. Gene Ontology annotation, cellular component: ribonucleoprotein complex. Gene Ontology annotation, biological process: selenocysteine incorporation. Gene Ontology annotation, molecular function: mRNA 3'-UTR binding; selenocysteine insertion sequence binding; ribonucleoprotein complex binding. The record is from RefSeq and is a predicted model, not a curated record.
AUGGUGCUAUGUGUUGAGGCAAAUGCCUUGGCAUUUUGCAGAGGGCAGAAUGUCAAGCUGUCAGCUGAGGUAGAACCGUUUAUUCCUCAGAAGAAGGCUCCAGAAACACUAAUGAUCCCAAUGGCACUUCCUAAUGACAGCGGAGGAAUUAAUGGCAUGGAACCAAGUCCUAUCCCCAGCUACCUGAUCACUUGCUAUCCAUUCGUACAGGAAAACCAAUCCAAUAGACAGUUUCCAUUAUACAACAAUGACAUCAGAUGGCAGCAACCCAACCCAAAUCCUGCAGGACCAUACCUUGCUUAUCCUAUAAUAUCUGCGCAACCACCUGUUUCUCCUAUUCUGCACCCUUAAACAGCAAAUGCUGUGAAUACAGUUACUGCAGAAUGCACUGAGCGUCCCAACCCAUCAGGCCAGGUCUUUCCAUUAUCCAGUCAGCGGAGCAGAAGCAGUAACAGGGGACCAGUCAUACAAAAACAACAGCAGUUACAGACACACAUAAAAAAUAAACGUCCUCCAGUGAAAAAUGUCGCCACCCAAAAGGAGACUAGUUCAUCAGGUCCUGAGAACAGGUCAAAGAUUGUUUUGUUGGUGGAUGCAUCGCAACAAACAGACUUCCCUUCAGAUAUAGCUAAUAAGUCACUUUCUGAGAGCGCCUCUACAAUGCUUUGGAAAUCAAAAGGCAGGCGCAGAAGAGCAUCUCACCCUGCUGCAGAGUCCUCUAGUGAACAGGGCGCAAGUGAAGCGGACAUUGACAGUGACAGUGGCUAUUGUAGUCCUAAACAUGGCAAUAACCAGGCUGCAGCCAUGACUUCAAGAAAUACAGAUUCUUGUGCAAUGAAUGUUGUGGAACCAUCAAUAAAUACAAAGGGCACUUCUCUUUCAGCUGGUAUAAGUUGGGCUAAUGUAAAUUCCCAGGCAACUCAAAAAAAACCUUGGAUUGAAAAAACUCAGACGUCUUCUAGAGGUGGAAGACAAGCUGAGCAAAGAAAUAGUUCACAGUCUGGUUUCAGAUGCAGAGACCACAGCACAUCUUCAGAAAGAAGGCAGAAUUUGCAGAAACAACAUGAAAAACCUGUAACUAUAAGCCAGUCAAGUAGAACAGAGCAGAGUCCUGAACCUCUGUAUUUUGAGGAUGAAGAUGAAUUUCCAGAGCUAAAUAGUGACAAUGGCAGCAACAAAAGUAGUAACAUGCAACAAAAGAUUUCACCCAAAGUAUUGGAUGACUUACCAGAGAAUUCUCCAAUCAAUAUAGUCCAAACUCCAAUUCCCAUUACAACCUCUGUACCAAAGCGUGCAAAAAGUCAGAAGAAGAAAGCCUUGGCAGCAGCACUUGCAACAGCUCAAGAGUAUUCGGAGAUAAGCAUGGAACAGAAAAAGCUUCAAGAGGCUUUAUCAAAAGCAGCUGGAAAGAAAAGCAAGACCCCUGUUCAAUUAGAUUUGGGCGACAUGUUAGCAGCUCUUGAAAAGCAGCAGCAAGCAAUGAAAGCUCGUCAGAUAACCAACACCAGGCCUCUCUCAUACACAGUUGGCAGUGCUGCUCCUUUUCAUACCAAAGAAUCUGCCAACAGAAAGUCCUUAACAAAGGGACAGCCAUCUAUGGGGUGCCUUAAUCCUUUGGAUUCAACUGCCCCAAAAGUGAAAAGAGGAAAAGAGAGAGAGAUUGCAAAACUGAAACGCCCUACAGCGCUUAAAAAGAUUAUUUUGAAAGAGAGAGAAGAAAAGAAAGGACGUUUAUCAGCUGAUCAUAGCCUUUUGGGAUCUGAUGAACAGAGAGAGGUUCAUAUAAACUUGACUGCUGAUCACUCUCAGGAGCUGGUCUCUCAAGAAGAAACUGGAUUAAGUAUGCCUAGCGAUACUUCACUUUCACCAGCAAGUCAGAAUUCUCCAUACUGCAUGACCCCAGUGUCACAAGGUUCACCUGCUAGUUCUGGAAUAGGCAGUCCAAUGGCAUCUUCUGCAAUAACCAAAAUUCACAGCAAGAGAUUCAGAGAAUACUGUAACCAAGUUCUAAGUAAAGAAAUAGAUGAGUGUGUGACUCUCUUAUUGCAAGAGCUUGUCAGCUUCCAGGAACGGAUUUAUCAGAAGGAUCCCAUGAGAGCUAAAGCAAGGAGAAGACUUGUUAUGGGCUUGCGUGAGGUUACAAAGCAUAUGAAAUUAAACAAGAUCAAGUGUGUAAUCAUAUCUCCCAACUGCGAAAAAAUCCAGUCAAAAGGUGGACUAGAUGAGGCUCUAUAUAACGUAAUAGCCAUGGCUCGGGAACAAGAAAUUCCUUUUGUCUUUGCUCUUGGCCGUAAAGCUCUUGGCCGUUGUGUGAACAAGCUGGUUCCUGUUAGUGUAGUGGGUAUCUUCAACUACUCAGGUGCUGAGGACCUAUUUAAUAAGCUGGUAUCGUUGACUGAAGAGGCCAGAAAAGCAUACAGAGAUAUGGUUGCUGCAAUGGAACAGGAACAGGCCGAAGAAGCCUUGAAGAAUGUCAAGAAGGCACCCCAUCAUAUGGGUCAUUCUCGUAACCCCUCUGCAGCAAGUGCUAUCUCGUUCUGUAGUGUUAUUUCUGAACCCAUAUCUGAAGUGAAUGAGAAAGAGUAUGAAACAAACUGGAGAAAUAUGGUGGAAACAUCUGAUGGUUUAGAAACCUCUGAAAAUGAGAGAGAAUCCUCAUGUAAGACUGCAGUAUCAGAAAAAGCUGGUAAUGGUCAAAUUGAAAAAGCCACUCUUAAUAAACAACCACCUUUGGCUACAACUGGCACUACCUCAGCAACAAAUCAUGGAAAAUCCACAGCAGGUGACAAAGAUGAGGUGAAACCAGAUGACAAUCUGGAGUGGGCCUCACAGCAGAGUACAGAAACAGGAUCACUGGAUGGCAGCUGCCGAGAUCUUUUGAAUUCCUCCAUGACAAGUACCACCAGUACUCUUGUACCAGGAAUGCUGGAAGAGGAGGAGGAAGAGGAGGAAGAUGAUGAUGAGGAUUAUGCCCAUGAACCAAUUUCUGUAGAGGUUCAGCUUAACAGCAGAAUUGAAUCUUGGGUUUCAGAGACCCAGAGAACUAUGGAGACUCUGCAGCUUGGGAAGACCCUCAGUGGUGCUGAAGAAGACAAUGCAGAACAAAGUGAAGAGGAAGAAAUAGAGACUUCUGAGCAGGCUGAUCCAGUCGCUGAUGGUGAGGAAUGGACAAACGACAAGCACGCAAGUAACACUCAACUUAAACCCACCAUCUGCAGUUCUUUGAAUAAAGAACACGCAGAUUCCAUCUAUAUGCCGUAAAAAUAAGCAGGAACUCAGGAACUUUUUAGAAAUUAUAUUAAAACUAACUGUUGUAAAGGUUGCAGCCAUUAUUUCCUAUGCUUCAUCUCAACAUUUUGCACUGUUAAACAUUUAAUAUGUGUAUUUAAUUCACAACAAUAUUUUUGUAGCUGUCUGUUACUUGUUUGAUUUAAAAACUAGCUUAGCUUUUAAUCAGUAUCUAUUUCCCAGAAUAGAAACUGUGUGGAAAAUUUGUCAGUAAGUAUUCAUUUGAUCUUUUGUAAAAGGAAACAUCUUGUAACUGACCAGUUUUAAGCAAAAAUCUUUUAAGAUGUGACUGUAUAGCUCAUUUUCAAACAUUAAGACUGACAAAUUACCAAGACUUUGCAUUGAUGUUCUGCCAGGCAUGUCAGUGUAUUUGGCCGUGACUUUCUAGUUCUAUCUAGGAAUAAAAGUGACAUUUUGGUUCUCUUUGAAGAAAAGCUAGAAAAACCCAUUUGCAGUCUUAAUGAAAAGUACAUAGUAGAGAAAUCUGUGUGUGAUUCUCAUGCUGAGAUAGAUGCAGCUUUUUAGUUGGUCUUGGUGAAUGCAUCGUUAAAAAGCUGCUGAUAGUAGAGAUGGUUACAAUAAGCUGUAACAACUUUGAUUCCAGAAAAACUUUAAACCAGAGGGAUAUAAUUAAUGUUUUGGGGUUUUCUUUUUUAAAAGGUGGAAAUACUGCAUU